AUGGUGAUAUUUGCAGUAUUGGUUAUUGUGCCUUUACCGCAAGUAGUGUGCAGGGCUAAAUGCAGUGUCAGUGACCCUCUGCCAUUUCUUCACAAGCAAUACCAGUCAGGAGACCUCAUUGUUGUGAACAUGCUCUCUCAGAUCUAUGUCUUUCACAAAAUGAUGGACUUCAGCAAACGUCCCUCUGAGGAGCUAUUUGAGGACACUGUAGUCAUGACUCCAAUCUACCAGCAUAUCUUGGCCUUAGAAUUUGCCAUCAAAGAAAUUAACAGAAAUCCUCAUAUUUUACCCAAUCAUACUCUUGGAUUUCAGAUCUAUAAUACCUACUUCAUGACAAGUUGGACAUACCGUGCCUCAUUGGAACUUUUUUCUAAAAAGGGCCAGUUCAUCCCUAACUAUAACUGUGAUACACAGCAAAGACCAAUAGCAGUUCUUGGAGGACCUACCACUGAGGUGUGUCUGCACAUGGCUACCAUCCUGUCCCUCUACAAGAUGCCACAGAUAAUGUAUGGUUCCACUAUUGAAAGUAACUUGAAAAACGAGAUGGUUUUAUAUCAACAAAUGUUUCCAAGAAUGGACCAUCAGUAUAAGGGAAUUUUUCUAUUAUUGCUGCAUUUCAGUUGGACAUGGAUUGGGAUCUUGUCUGUGAAAAAUGACAAUGGUGAGAAGUUUAUACAAGAUCUGGUUCCCAUGUUAGCCCAGAAGGGGAUCUGUUCAGACUUCAUUGAAACAUUUCCAAUCAUUGAUGACUCAAGCAGCAUUGUUGAGUUGGUGGAAAUGGGACUUGAAAUGUACAUGGUGGUUAUGAAAAGCACAGCUAAUGUAGUAUUAGUUCAUGGUGAAAUUUACGGAAUCAUAGUUCUGAGACUUCUUUCCACCAAUUUGAAAAUUGAAGAUGCACCAUUAUGGAGACAAGGUAAAAUCUGGGUUAUGACAGCUGAGAUGGAUUUCACUUCCCUUCCCUUUCUGAGGAAUAGUGACCUAGUCUUCCUCCAUGGUGCUCUGUCUUUUGCAAUUCACACAGAGAAAGUGUUAGGAUUCCAGCACUUUGUUCAUACGAGGAAACCAAACUUAGAGGAAAAAGUUAGCUUUGUCAAGCUCUUCUGGGAAAGUGCCUUUCAAUGUUCCUUCUCCAUCUCUGUUAUGAAUGAAGAUGAAAGUGAGGUUCCUUGCACUGGAAAAGAGAAACUGGAAGCUCUUCCUACAUCUGUGUUUGAAAUGGACAUGACUGCCCAUAGCUACAGCAUCUACAAUGCCAUCUAUGUUAUGGCAUAUGCUUUCCAUGACUUCCAUUCAUCAGUGCUGGAAUACAGAGCGAGAGGGCACGAAGUCCAACUGGAACAUCUGGAUCAAAAACUGUGGAAGGUCCAACCUCUAUCUUGGUGUAAUAGUAAGUGCCAUUCAGGUUCUAGUAGAAACAAGAUAGAAGGAAAGCCAUUUUGUUGCUAUGAUUGUCUACGGUGUCCCCAUGGAAAGAUUUCCACCCAAGUAGACAUGGAUGAUUGCUUUCAGUGUCCAGAAGAUCAGUACGCAAACGUGAACCAAGAUUUGUGUCUUCCAAAGAUUGCAACAUUUUUGAUGUAUGAAGAAACGUUGGGGAUCACUUUGGCCAGUUCUGCUCUUUUCUUUUGUGUGAUGACAAUUGGAAUCCUUUGGAUUUUUAUUAAGCAUCAGGACACUCCCAUAGUCAAAGCCAACAACCGGAAUCUCACCUAUGCUCUCCUUAUUGCUCUCUUCUUGUCUUUUCUUUGUUGUUUCUUAUUCCUUGGGAAACCUGAUAAGGUGACGUGUCUCCUUCGUCAAACUACUUUUGGGGUCAUCUUCUCUGUGGCCAUUUCUUGUGUCUUGGCCAAAACCAUCAUUGUGAUUUUGGCAUUCAUGGCCACCAAGCCUGGGUCUAAGAUGACUAGAUGGGUGGGAAAUAGAUUGGCAGUGUCCAUCCUAUUGUGCUGCACCUUGCUUCAAGGAUUUAUUUGCAUUAUAUGGCUGGCAAUCUCUCCCCCAUUCCCAGAUGCUGACAUGAGUUCAGGGGCAGAAGAAAUCUUUCUGGAGUGUAAUGAAGGAUCAGUCUUCAUGUUCUACUGUGUCUUGAGCUACAUGGGUUUUCUUGCCAUUAUUAGCUUUACAGUGGCAUUCCUAGCAAGAAAACUGCCUGAUGUUUUCAAUGAAGCCAAGUUUAUUACCUUCAGCAUGUUGGUCUUCUGCAGUGUCUGGUUGUCCUUUGUUCCAACAUACUUGAGCACCAAGGGGAAAUACAUGGUUGCAGUGGAGAUCUUCUCCAUUAUAGCUUCUAGUGUUGGGUUACUAGUUUGCAUUUUUUUCCCUAAGUGUUACAUCAUUGUCCUAAGGCCUUCCCUCAACAACAAAGAACAGCUAAGAAGACAAACCCACAGAAAAAUGUAA
Thamnophis elegans (Western terrestrial garter snake) is the source of this 2403-nucleotide messenger RNA. RefSeq names its product vomeronasal type-2 receptor 26-like. Bases 1 to 2403 code for a protein of 800 amino acids. Gene Ontology annotation, cellular component: membrane. Gene Ontology annotation, biological process: G protein-coupled receptor signaling pathway. The transcript is spliced from 5 exons. Gene Ontology annotation, molecular function: G protein-coupled receptor activity. The record is from RefSeq and is a predicted model, not a curated record. Lineage: Eukaryota; Metazoa; Chordata; Lepidosauria; Squamata; Natricidae.